Messenger RNA from Lottia gigantea (owl limpet), 729 nucleotides. RefSeq lists its product as hypothetical. Gene Ontology annotation, cellular component: synaptonemal complex. Lineage: Eukaryota; Metazoa; Mollusca; Gastropoda; Lottiidae. The coding region runs from base 1 to 729 and encodes 242 amino acids. Gene Ontology annotation, biological process: meiotic cell cycle; spermatid development. The record is from RefSeq and is a predicted model, not a curated record. The transcript is spliced from 8 exons.
AUGCCUAAGCAAAGUAAAAAGCAAAGCGAGAGGGUAGUUACAAAAGCGUUAAAGGAGGAUUUGAAAAAUGUAGUUGACGAUGUUAACGUGGAAUCGCCAGUCGAAAGCAUUGACAGCAGCCCUCUUCACGAAAGAGAUGGCGAGACACCGAUUGUUUCUCGAGGUAAAAAGCGACAAGCACCAACAGAAGAUGAAGAGAACACUGGGGGAGAUUUUGGCCACGAAAUGCAGAAAAUGCUGGAAUGUUUUGGAGCUGAUAUUAGUAAAACCUUGAUAUCAAAAAGAAAAAGAUUAGAACAGUUGACACACAGCACAUUAAAAAGUACAAAUAAGAGGGUCGAAGAUAUCUGGAGAGCUCAACAAUUGGAACGAGUAAAGUUACAAGAAGAAUAUUGUAAACAAGUUGGCUCAGUAUUUUCACAGUGGGAGGUUGAUAUUGAAAAAACCAAGGAACAAGAAGAGAAAUUAACUGUUUUAUUCAAACAACAACAGAAAUUAUUUCAACAAUCUAGAAUCGUUCAAGGUCAAAGACUGAAGACUAUUCGACAGCUUCAGGAACAAUUUUCUAAGGGAAUGGAUGAAUUAGAUAAAUGUCACAUUUCACAGCAAUCUAAUGUCCAGUCGGAACUGAAGAAAGAAAUGGCUUUACUGCAGAAAAAGAUUUUAAUGGAUACGCAACAACAGGAAAUGGCUAAUGUUCGCAAAUCACUUCAAACCAUGUUGUUUUAG